Molecule: messenger RNA, 778 nt
Organism: Ornithodoros turicata
Lineage: Eukaryota; Metazoa; Arthropoda; Arachnida; Ixodida; Argasidae
Exons: 3
Coding region: 92-739 (215 amino acids)
Source: RefSeq, a predicted model, not a curated record
UCCAUAUCGACACGCUCAUCAUCGGCUCUCUAAGGCUACUAAGGCUCGAUAGCAGUUAUUCGCUUUCAAUCUGACUUGGGCGGCAUUUAACAUGAUGUGGUUCUUGUUGCUCCUGUUGUGGCUGGGAGAGACCGGAGCAGAAGAGUUCGUCGAUGCUCCAGAGGUCGGCCACACGUUUCGGGUUCUUCAACAAUCGCCGAAGAUCCAUACUGCGCAGCCACUGGACGCACUCGGUAAUGCCUCUGGCGGUAAACCACUGAGGUUCUCAGAAUUGGAGCAGAUCAUGGCUCUUAUCGGCUUUCGAGAAACACGCCGUGAGGAAAACAGCAGCCAUGACAGCAGCGUGAGAAGCUCCGUGGCAGCGCCCAACGCACUCUUGCGCGACAGUCGUGGCGGAACUGCAGGAAAUGGAACUUCCACUGGGCAUACGCUUUCACGGUUCGGGUUUCUGGCGGAGGUGGGCGUUGUAUCACUCUUCGUGGGCGCAGUCAUGGUCCUUCUAGGGUGUGUGGCUGUAUCUGUCUUCAAGGACACAUGUAGACGACUUUUGCCAUCGGUCACUCGAAUCCUGAUGAGCGGCAGCGACGAUACUACGGAUCUUCUCAACGGCAGCAUAAUCGCUUCCACGUUGCGGUCUUCGAACGACAAAGGAGAAAUCGAGAAGAUGAGGAAAAAGCGCCUCCAGCGCGGCCCAUUUACGAUGAUGCGAAAUCUUGAUUCAAAUAAUAGGCUAGUCUAGUUUGUGGAUUAGUGCACAUAAAUACCGACUGUACCUGUA